GCCCGUUCAUAAGUAAUAACCCGAUUGCCCAGAAAAGUUACUAGACUACAGUAACCAGCAAAUAAUGUAAAUCCAAGUCGGAGUUAACGCAAAGGAGUAGCAGCGACGAUGAGCGAAGGUCCGAAGCUCUACACCAACAAACCCAAGAAAGCACACCUGAAACAGUUUCAAGAUCAACAGAUUUUUGCUUCAUCACCAUCAUCAACAAUGCCCUCUUCUCAGUCCUCCACUCCACCACCACCGCCUCCGCCGCCGCAGCUCCCCAAAGAGUCGUUUGCUCGCCGCUACAAGUUUCUCUGGCCUUUGCUCUUGACUGUCAAUCUCGGCGUCGGAGCUUACUUGUUCAUGCGGACGAAAAAGAAAGAGAUAGACGUGGAGGAAGAAGUUACUACUGCAGUUUCAACUGUUGCCCAAACAACUCCUACUACUGAGAAACCCCUACCCCUGCCAACCAUCACAGAGCCUGUGAAAUUGCGAGAACCAAUCUCAGAGGAUCAACAACGCGAAGUUUUCAAGUGGAUUCUGGAAGAAAAAAGAAAGGUUAAACCAAAGGAUCCUGAAGAGAAGAAGCAGAUUGAUGAGGAGAAAGCCCUUCUGAAACAGUUUAUCAGAGCAAAAUCUCUUCCAAGAAUCUAAUUGUUAAAGCUUUGUUUUCAAAAAGGAAAACUACCACAAAACAAGGGUUCUCAAGUCAUUCUUUGUUUCUACUCAUUUUGUGGGAUUGUCUUAAAAUGGAUCAUGUCUGCACAAGUUUAGUAGUCGUUAUCAUUUGAUGAAAGUUUGAAACUCUUAUUGACCUGGCUAUGUGAUAUUGAAGUCCUCUGAUAUGCAACUA
Messenger RNA from Rosa chinensis, 835 nucleotides. RefSeq lists its product as uncharacterized. Bases 109 to 636 code for a protein of 175 amino acids. Lineage: Eukaryota; Viridiplantae; Streptophyta; Magnoliopsida; Rosales; Rosaceae. The record is from RefSeq and is a predicted model, not a curated record. The transcript has 3 exons.